This is a messenger RNA of Talaromyces stipitatus ATCC 10500, 1893 nucleotides long. RefSeq names its product flavin-binding monooxygenase, putative. Bases 1 to 1893 code for a protein of 630 amino acids. Gene Ontology annotation, molecular function: flavin adenine dinucleotide binding; monooxygenase activity. The transcript has 5 exons. NCBI's taxonomy places the organism in Eukaryota, Fungi, Ascomycota, Eurotiomycetes, Eurotiales, Trichocomaceae. The record is from RefSeq and is a predicted model, not a curated record.
AUGGCGACUCUCACAGAGGCAGAAAGAAAAGCAAACCACGUUAUUUCUCUUCCCAAACCACCCAGGUUAUCUUCUGUAUCUUCAAACGAGAAUAUAGAUCCCAAGGCAAUUGCACAACAAUGGCUCACCAAUCUCGAGACCACUCUCUCUUCAAAUAACGGAAACAUCACAGCAGAACAUAUAAAAUCUCUCUUCCACGACGACUCCUACUGGCGCGAUCAUAUCGCUCUCCAAUGGGAUUUCCGUACCAUCCACUCCGCUACAAACAUCGCUUCAUUCCUCCAUGAAUUCCAACCUGGCUCCCAAUUAUCCAAUUUCUCCUUACAAACAAGCGGGAAAUAUGUACCACAUAUCGAGACUCCGGAAAAUGGUGUUCCGGGCGUCGACUUUAUUUCCUCCAUGUUCCAUUUUGAGACCAAAGUUGGACGUGGAACUGGUAUUUUUAGGUUGACGUUGGAUGAUGCGGGGAAGGAAUGGAAGGCGUAUAUUGUCUAUACGUCGUUACAGGAAUUGAGAGGUGCCGAGGAGCCACUUGGGCCUAAGAGGUUGUAUGGGACGUUGGAUAGUUUGCCGGGUGGUUCGGCGGGGGGUACCUGGAAGGAAAGAAGAGAGAGGGCUGUUAAGUUUGAAGGUGUUGAACCUACGGUUUUGAUUGUUGGUGCUGGACAAGCAGGAUUGAAUCUGGGGGCUCGUUUGCAGUCUCUCGGUGUGUCAGCCUUGCUCGUGGAUCGUCAUGAACGUAUUGGAGACAAUUGGCGAAAGAGAUAUCGCACAUUAACAACCCACGACCCAGCCGAAUACACACACAUGGCCUAUCUCCCCUUCCCCAAAAAUUGGCCCCAGUUUACUCCCAAGGACAAACUCGGCGACUGGUUCGAAGCAUACGCCAGUCUCAUGGAACUCAACGUCUGGACAAACACAUCUGUAACUUCCGCCAGUUAUGACGAUAAUACAUCAACCUGGACCGUUACUGUCCGAAAACCAGACGGGUUUGAACGUACUUUGCAUCCUAAACAUGUCGUAUUUGCCACGGGACAUUCAGGAGAACCCAAGGUUCCAACUUUCCCAGGCCAAGAGUCUUUUAGAGGGAUUGUGUAUCAUGGGUCCCAGCAUAGAGAUGCCGCCGAGUACGACGUGCGCGGGAAGAAGGUAAUUGUUGUCGGAACAGGUAAUUCGGGCCAUGACAUUGCUGAGAACUUUUAUGAAAAUGGGGCGGAUGUUACUAUGUUGCAGAGAAGGGGCACAUAUGUUCUCUCUGUCGACAAGGGUAUAUUCAUGCUACAUGAAGGGACCCAUGAUGAAUCGGGACCACCAACAGAACAAGCCGAUAUAUGGUCAGCAUCCCUCCCAUACCAGGUCGCCUUCGCAUUCAACGUCCAUCUCACCCGCCGACUCUCCGAGGCAGACAAAGAUAUACUCGAAGGAUUAGCCAAAGCCGGCUUUGACGUCUACAAGGGCAUCGACGAAAGUGGCCUUUUGCGAUUAUACAUGACUCGCGGAGGAGGCUACUACAUCGAUAUAGGAUGCAGUCAACUGAUCGCCGACGGCAAGAUUAAAGUCCACAAAUCUCCAGAGGGCAUCAAGGAAUUCACAGAGCAUAGCUUGCUUCUAGCAGAUGGGAAAGAGUUAGAGGCUGAUAUGGUUGUUUUGGCGACUGGAUUUGAUAAUAUGCGUACAACGGUUCGCAAGGUGCUGGGUGAUAAGGUAGCGGAUCGGUGCCAGGAUGUCUGGGAUUUGGAUGAAGAAGGCGAAUUGAACGCUAUGUGGCGUCCUUCGGGGCACCCCAAUUUCUGGUAUAUGGGUGGUAAUCUGGCAUUGUGCCGGAUUUAUUCUAAAUUCCUGGCAUUGCAGAUCAAAGCUAUCGAGGCAGGUCUGGUUCCUGCAGGAAAAUAA